AUGGGAAUAGUUUCACGGGCAAAAUCCCAGAAGAAAUUGGCUGGUGAAAUUCCAGCCAACAUAUUGCGAUGCUUGAGUCUUGUAAUGCUUUGUUUGGCUGUGAAUAAUCUUGUGGGAAGGAUUCCAAUGGAGUUCCAAUCUCUAUUGAAGCUGCAGUUUAUUUUUCUGUACUCAAACCAUCUAACAGGAGAGAUACCGUCAUUCCUUGGGAACUUUUCAGCCCUUCAAAAACUCUAUGCUGCUGGAAACUCCUUUCGACGGAACAUUCCUCCAUCUUUAAAUUUCUUGAAAAGUAUUGAAGUUUUGGACUUUUCACGCAACAUCUUGACUGGGAAAAUUCCAGAAUACUUGGAGAGUCUUUUGUUCUUUCAGACUCUAGAUCUAUCUUUUAAUUAUUUUGAGGGUGAGGUACCGCUAGGAGGAGUAUUCCAAAAUGCAAGUGCAGUUUCAGUUGUUGGAAAUAGUAAGCUGUUUGGGGGUGUUGUGCAAUUGCAGCUUCCUAAAUGCGACAUCAAAGCAGCAUUUAAAAAUCAUGGAAUCUCUCAGGUUCUAAAAUUAGCAGCACCGAUUUUUGGUGGAAUGUUGGUGCUAAUUUUGGUGCUGUUUUCUGUUUUUGCUUACAAAGGAAGACAUACAAAUAAGGUGUCUUACUCUUUGCCAACUGAUUUAACAAGGGAUAUAUUCCCCAAAGUGUCUUAUGAAAGCCUAUAUAGAGCUACAGAUGGUUUCUCAUCAGCCAGUUCGAUUGGCUCAGGAAAGUUAGGCUCCGUGUAUACAGGAAUUCUCGAUGAAAUUGAAACUGUUGUUGCAGUGAAGAUACUCGACCUUAAAGUCCGAGGACCUUCCAAGAGCUUCGUGGCAGUGUAA
This is a messenger RNA of Ilex paraguariensis (yerba mate), 867 nucleotides long. The record is from the annotation of a GenBank genome assembly. NCBI's taxonomy places the organism in Eukaryota, Viridiplantae, Streptophyta, Magnoliopsida, Aquifoliales, Aquifoliaceae.